This is a messenger RNA of Formica exsecta, 807 nucleotides long. RefSeq names its product stromelysin-2-like. Gene Ontology annotation, cellular component: extracellular matrix. The record is from RefSeq and is a predicted model, not a curated record. Gene Ontology annotation, biological process: proteolysis; collagen catabolic process; extracellular matrix organization. Bases 1 to 807 code for a protein of 268 amino acids. The transcript has a single exon. Lineage: Eukaryota; Metazoa; Arthropoda; Insecta; Hymenoptera; Formicidae. Gene Ontology annotation, molecular function: zinc ion binding; metalloendopeptidase activity.
AUGACCGAUUUCGCGUCGGAAGUACACGUUGACGAUUCGGAACCGUGGCAUGUAUAUCUAAAUAAAAAUCCUCCCAACACGCAUCAUUUGUUGCAAACGCUGACGCACGAGAUCGGCCACACUUUGGGUCUACAACACAGCAUGCGCAACGACUCGAUAAUGUUCCCGUAUAUAUCCGACAUCGACAAUCAAUUUCCGGUUAAGCUGAGCAUAGAGGAUAUUCUGGCUAUACAGAAUCUGUACGGGUCUCACGACGAUGGAAACUAUCCGACGGCGACUCCCGCGACCACCGCGGCGCCCGCUACGACAAGCGUCGCGCCAAUCGACCCCGCGCGCGCGGAUCUUUGCGCUUUGCGGCGCGUGGACGCCGUGCUGAUAAUGAAUCACCGAUUGUAUAUAGCUAAUCGCCGCAAUGUGUGGUCGAUCGACGUAACCGAGAGACGCUACGGUAGAUCCAUGACGCUCACGGAUUACGCGGUGUUUCUCCCGGCGAAUUUCACUCGCCUAUCCGCCGCGUAUCGAAGACCCUCGAACGAUCUCGCGCUAUUCGCAGACGAUUCGAUCUACCUCGUGGAAUAUCCCAGACUUAAGCUAAAAUCGGGUUGGCCGAGAUAUCUCCACGAUAUCGGACUUCCUCGAAAUGUUAAGAUUAACGCUGCGAUAAACACGCACACAGGACGAACCUACGCGAUCUAUGACGACGACAAGGUAGCGGAGAUCGACGAGUGUCGCAUGAUAGUCAUUAGACACGCUUCGUUAAAAGAUAUAUUUCCCGGAAUACCGCCUGCGAUAACGUCGGCCUUUUGA